Messenger RNA from Salvelinus sp. IW2-2015, 1532 nucleotides. Its product is annotated as outer membrane protein H.8. NCBI's taxonomy places the organism in Eukaryota, Metazoa, Chordata, Actinopteri, Salmoniformes, Salmonidae. The record is from RefSeq and is a predicted model, not a curated record.
CAAUUAUUAGAGUGCAAUGCUCACGCACGCUAGACAACGCUCCUUCUCUGAUCGCAUGCACUGAAUAAUGUAGGUGUCUGUUCUCUGCUGGAUACUGAAACACACAGCAAGCAGGCUGUAGCCCAGUAUCUACACUACGCAGGCAUCACACUGUAGGUAACCUGCUGCUGCCACAACAAACCGUCGCCCGGUGUAUUUAAAACGAGGCAUGCGCAAAUAUGCAAUUGUGGAGACGAGUGAAAUGACUAUAUAGCACGGUUCCCCAACUGGCGUCCCGCUGCUGAAUCUAGUUGAUGAUCCCUGCUGUAUAGCCUUCAGUCCUGCUGAUUUGAAUAGUAUCAAGCCCGUGAUCAGAGCAACAGACGGCUCUCUGGGGAUCUCAUUUUCAUCCUCUUCAGUCCUCCAUGUGAGACAAGCAGGAUGGGCUGUUCCACGAGUACCCAGACUACAGCGCAGGACACCACCAGACAGCCCAGCUCUAAACCCGAGGAAAGCAAUGGAACCAGCACUACAGGGGCGGCUAAUGAGAACAGUAAGGUUGCGGAGGACAGUGAGACCAUCCCAGAUCASACAGUGACCGUAGCAGCCACAGGAGGGGAGGCCCAGUCUGCUCCGGCUGCAGCCCAAGCCGAGGCUCCUGCAGACACCACAGACCCAGCCCCUGCAGCGGAGGCCCCGGCCCAGAGUGAGACCCAGCCUGCAGCCGAUGCUCCUGCAGCAGCCACUUCCCCCGAGCAGCCAGCCAGCUCUCCAGAGCCUCCCCCUGCAGCCCAGGACCCAGCUGAGGCCGCAGCAGAGGCCGAUACCACUGCAACCAGCCCCUAGUCAGGGAAAUGAAGCGGGUCUUCCCAUUGUUGUGGAUGAAGAAUCUGCAUGAAUGUCCUAAUUUGAAAGCGAGAGAGGAUGACAAUAUAUACACACCACUUGCCUGUUGCCAAGCUGCAGACCAGCUGAUCUCUGUGACCAGGAUCAAUGGGUCAUCACUGUGCCUUUUUCCUCUGUAAAUACUCUAUUUUCUGUGCAUUUAGUUGUAUUAUUAGCAUUGUUUAUAAAACAUUCAUUAGAUAAUUGCUUCAAAGUAACUUAUAAAUGCUUAUUAACUUUUGCUUGAAUCUAAAAUCUACAUUUCUGGUGAGUUCGUAUUACAGCCUUGUAACGAUGUGGGAUGAAGUAUGUGGGAAAUCAAGUAUGUGGGAAAUCAAGUAUGAGGGGAAUCAAGUAUGAGGGAAAUCAAGUAUGUGGGAAAUCAAGUAUGAGGGAAAUCAAGUAUGAGGGAAAUCAAGUAUGUGGGAUUAAGCAACCAACACUAAUUUGUCAGAAUUAUUCAUUCAGGAACAACUUGAAUCCAUUUACUCACACAUAUUUGAGAAAUGAAGCCAACAACUAUUAGACAUUUAAAUGAUGUUGUUUUUACAGCUGGCUUGGACUGUACAACCAUAUUAUGACCAUGUUACAACCAUGUUAUAAGGGUAUAUAAUAUGACCAUGUUGGUCAUGUUAUAACGGUUUGAAUAAAACAGUUACUGAACUCAA